Ooceraea biroi (clonal raider ant) is the source of this 765-nucleotide messenger RNA. RefSeq lists its product as uncharacterized. The record is from RefSeq and is a predicted model, not a curated record. Gene Ontology annotation, molecular function: catalytic activity. Lineage: Eukaryota; Metazoa; Arthropoda; Insecta; Hymenoptera; Formicidae.
AUGGGCCUCGCCGAAUUCGAAGAAUUCUUGGCACGGGUGGGGGAAUGCGUCAGUAGACGCCUUCUCCCCCGCCCAGUCCUGAUAGCGGAGGACUUCAACGCAAAGCCUUGCGUGUGGGGUUUCCCGCGGUCGGACGCCAAGGACGAGGCCCUCGUCGAUUGGGAGCCGACCCUGGGCCUGUGUGUCCUUAACACAGGCUCAGAGAGCACCUGCGUGCGGUGGCAGGGAGGGUCAAUAGUUGACUUGACUCUGGCCAAUCCUGCUGCUGUACGCAGAGUGUCGGGGUGGAGGGUAGAGUCGGGCCUGGAGACAUUUUCGGACCACGUCUACAUCUUCAUGGCCCUGGCUCCGCCCUUAGGGACGAACCCACCCCCUCGCCGCUCAGUCAAAGGCGGCCGACCACGGCGAUGGAAGGUGAAGGAAAUGUGCGGGGACACGCUGAUCGCUAGUCUCCUCGCGGCGACGUGGCCGGACAGAAGUCCGGCCAAUGAUGUGGAGGAAGAGGCCUCCUGGCUCCAGGGCAUAGUUAUGGACGCAUGUGACGCGUCGAUGCCCCGGGUCGGGAGGCCUCCUGGCCGGCGGGCCGCUUACUGGUGGUCGGAGGAGAUCGCCGAAUUGCGGCGCUCCUCCGUCCGUGCUAGACGGCGCUUUCUGCGCGCCCGCCAGUCAGGGAUUGCCGCGAGGAUCGACAACGCCUAUGGGGAGUACCGGAAAGCGAAGUACUCCCUAAAGCUAGCGAUCAGCCGGGCCAAGGACAGGGCCUAA